AUGAACGCGUCCUAUCGCUGCCAUGCAUCCUCCUGGGUGGAAAAGGGCUCCUCGGCGACAAUGGGUGGCGUGCUCUUCAGCGCCGGGCUACUGGGCAACCUGCUGGCGUUGGUGCUGCUGGCGCGCUCGGGCCUGGGGUCCUGCCGGCAGCGGCCGCUGCGCCCGCCACCCUCGGUCUUCUACGUGCUAGUGUGUGGCUUGACGAUUACUGACUUGCUAGGCAAGUGUCUGGUCAGCCCGGUGGUCCUGGCUGCCUACGCACAAAAUCAGAGCCUGAAGGAACUGCUGCCUGCCGCAGGCAAUGGGCUAUGUCAAGCCUUCGCCUUCAUCAUGUCCUUCUUUGGGCUAGCCUCGACGUUACAGCUGCUAGCUAUGGCGCUGGAGUGCUGGCUGUCUCUGGGACACCCCUUCUUCUACCAACGGCACAUCACCCUGCGCCGGGGAGUGCUGGUGGCGCCGGUCGUGGGAGCCUUCUGCUUGGCUUUCUGCUCGCUCCCCUUCGCCGGCUUUGGGAAGUUCGUGCAGUACUGCCCAGGCACCUGGUGCUUCAUCCAGAUGGUCCAUGAGAAGCGCUCGCUGUCGGUUCUCGGCUUCUCUGUGCUCUACUCCAGCCUCAUGGCGCUGCUGGUCCUCGCUACCGUGCUGUGCAACCUGGGCGCCAUGCACAACCUCUACGCCAUGCACCGGCGCCUGAGGCGCCGCCACUCACGCUGCUGCCCCAGGGACCGCGCCCAGCCAGGCUCCGGUCACGGGCACGAGUCCCUACAUCCCCUGGAGGAGCUGGACCACCUCGUGCUGCUGGCUCUCAUGACGGUGCUCUUCACUAUGUGUUCCUUGCCUUUAAUUGUGAGUUGCUGGGCACCGAAGUUCAGGAAAACUGGGCGCCUCAGGGACCGGCCAGGUGGGAAGGUGGGGGUGGGAUGGAUGCUGCUCUGGCUCCAGGAGCUGCAUCGGGGCCACCGGCAGGGCGGUUGA
Peromyscus eremicus (cactus mouse) is the source of this 975-nucleotide messenger RNA. It is a transcript of the gene Ptgdr, whose product is annotated as prostaglandin D2 receptor. Bases 1 to 975 code for a protein of 324 amino acids. Gene Ontology annotation, molecular function: prostaglandin D receptor activity. The record is from RefSeq and is a predicted model, not a curated record. Gene Ontology annotation, cellular component: plasma membrane. NCBI's taxonomy places the organism in Eukaryota, Metazoa, Chordata, Mammalia, Rodentia, Cricetidae. Gene Ontology annotation, biological process: positive regulation of cytosolic calcium ion concentration; G protein-coupled receptor signaling pathway; inflammatory response. The transcript has a single exon.